UCGCAACGAGUCCAGGGUCUAAUGACAAGAUGAAGAGAUUAGAAGGAGAUAAAGACAGUCUGCAACUACAGGUGAAUGUCUUGACAGAUCAGAUCGAAGCUCAGAAUGAGAAGAUACAAGAACUAGAGUACGCCUGUGCAAAGAAAAGUAAAGAGUUGGCAGAUUCAGAGACUAAGUUACUACAGGAGUCUGAAAUCCACUGUGAAUUGGAGCAGAGCCAGCAGAAUUAUGCAGUAGAAGCUUCUAAGCUGAAAGCUAGACUAGACUCAGUAGAGAAUGAAACUCUUGUUGUCAGAGAGCGUGCUAUUAUGGCUGAGUCUAAGAUUGAAGAGCAGCAACAAGAGAUGAACAAGUUAAUGUCAAAAUAUCAGCAAAGUCAGAAAACUGUGGGAGACCUUCAAUCAGAAUGUCAUAAAUGGCAGGAGAAAUAUAUGGAAACACAGGCUCUUCUUGAUGAUCUCCAAUCCAAGAAAGUUAAAACUCUUGAUGAAGAAGUAGAGAAAGAGAAGCUAAAGAUUGCUGUGGAUUCUCUGAUCAUUGGUAACAAAGAAAAGGAUAAGACGAUAGAAGAUUUGAAUCAGAGAUUAUCAAAAUUUUACCAUGUCCAGGAGAUGGCAGCUAUUAAUGGCAGAGUUGACAUGGAUAUGCUCCUUGACAUUGAAAACCAAAGAACAGACAGUUUUUCAACGUCUAGUUCAGCGACGGGAGAAACAGAUACAUCAAAAGAUAGUCGCCAGGUCCCACAAGGAUCAUCUCCAGUUAGUCCAGACCGAGACUUCAACCAUCCCAUGAUGGUAGAUAGGACAGAGGAGAUGUUUGGGUCCAAUACCAGCCGACGAUCUGCUAGUCUAGAGAAUCUACAAACCAAUGUCGUACCAUCAACGAAUGAAACUCCUUCUGACCUAUCCCAUCCCACUCCUGACACCAAAAACCCUGACAGACCUCUUAGUGAGGGUCCUAGAACAAUACAUGUCCCUAUACACAUCCAAGGGCAUGGUACGGUACAGCCCCUCCAUUCCACCCCUGACAUGAAACAUCCUCCAGCGGACAGUUCAACCUUUCUUACAGAAGAUCCUAGAACGAUCCAUGUUCCUAUCCACAUUGAAAGGGUAUCUCCUGGGCUAGGAGAUCCUUCUCUUCCCGAAGACAUGAAACACCUGACCAAAGAAUUACCAGAAGUGGUCACCUCAGCAUCAAACAAAACCCCUCCAUUCCCAACCAAUAAUGAGCCGACCUGGGAAUCUGUCCCAAAGAAGGUUAAUUUUGAUUUGGACGCUACGACUGAGAUCAGUAAUGACCAGAGAAGCUCGGUUGGGGAAGACUUUGAAGAUAGGGCGGGUAUUGAUCAUGUUAGUGUUUUCCUGACACAGGGUGCUAAUAGUAAUCCUUCAAACACAAAUGGUCAUAUAGGGAAUGGUGUACGACCUAACUCUGUAGAGUCUCCAACUGACUUGACCUUCAUUGACAUUGACGAUGCCAACGUGGCACACUUCCGUCGUGACGUUUCCCCCAUUACAGGUCACAUGACUCUACCUGCUCCUAAGAAAACGACGGACUCAGAGGGUGAUUUAGCAGGUAGAUCUAAUCCCUCCGGUUACAGGACGCUGCCCUCCCCUCGUAGAAACCAAGAGUUUGAUCUUCCAACCAAGCUCCAGCAGCAAUCGACCAACGGUACACCAGAAUCAAGAAAACCCAGAGCUUCAUUUGGAAAGGGACUCUUUAAAAUCACCUCGAAAAAGACUUCCAGUGCUCCAAAUCUCGCCAUGACUGAGUCAGAAGGAGAGGAUGCCUUAGGAGUGCAGAGACCAAGAAAUGUUACCUUCCAAGGUCUAGAGAGGAGCGGAUACCCCGCCCCUCCAGGGACUCCGCCUAUGGACUACAGAAAACGCAAAGGCAUCAAGAAACUCAUUGGAAAAUUAAAGCGUAGUGGGUCAGCAAAUCUUCACAAUGGUGAUGAUGAUGAUGAUAUCCACCCAGUAGAAUUCUCAAGGAACAAUCGUUUUAGAGCUACAGCAGGACCUAGACUAGCAUGGUCUAGGGACCUAAAGAAGAAUGAAAAUGGGACCAAUGACUUGAACGCUCCAUUUGCCAAGUGGGACAGUGAGCAGGUUUCUGAUUGGCUCAGAGGGAUGGGGCUCGCUCAGUAUGCUGCAUCUUGUAGAGUCUGGGUGAAGAAUGGUGGAACAUUACUUGCUGCUGCUCCUCUAGAACUAGAAAAGUACUUGGGUCUAAAGAAUCCACUCCAUCGUAAGAAGCUUCAGCUAGCCCUUCAGGCGAUGGGAUCAGAGUGUGAAGACAAGCAAGGAGACUUAGACUACCAUUGGGUGACCAGGUGGUUAGAUGAUGUAGGACUACCUCAAUAUAAAGAUACCUUCCUUGAAGCUAAGGUUGAUGGUAGAAUGCUACAUUACAUGACAGUGGAUGAUCUGUUGCUGUUAAAAGUAACAAGUGCCUUUCAUCAUGUGAGUAUCAUGCGGGGUAUACAGUGCCUGAGAUUACAUAACUUCCAUCCAAGCUGUCUGCGGAGGAGACCAACUGAUGAGCCGUGGUAUAAAAACCUUAAAAACAUGCCUCCUUGGAGUAACGAGAUGCCUUAUGAAACAGGAACCCAAGUUGCACUAUGGACAAAUCACAGAGUAAUGGAAUGGUUACGAUCAGUUGAUCUAUCUGAAUAUGCUCCUAAUCUGAGAGGCAGUGGGGUCCAUGGUGGAUUAAUGGUCCUAGAACCUCGUUUUACGGCAGAAACCUUAGCCUCCAUCUUGUGUAUCCCAGGGAACAAGACGUUACUACGGCGACAUCUUAGUACCCACUUUAUCUCUCUGAUUGGUCCUGACAUUCAGCAGCAGAAGAGAGAAGCAGAGAAACAACCCAUGUUUGUACCUCUUAACUUCCUAGCAAAGGUCAAGCCUAAAAAGCGAACAUUUGGUAAGAGCAGGCGAUGGACUGAAAUGGAAGACUACGUCUGUCCAAUGGACCUUGGUCACCCCUCUAGUUUGAAUGGAAUGUCCCAUAUGAAUGGCAACCGGCCUCCUCCACCCUGUUACAAGGUAGAAGUUAGGAGUGCUGACAUGGUUCACAGACAGAGGGAUGAGGAUCAAACAGAUGGACAAGAAAUGAAAGAAGGAACUGCUCAAAAGUUUGGUGCCCUGUCUCAAGAAAUUGAUUCUUUGACGACUAUGCUUUCAGAUGCUGAUGUGGAUAGGAGCACGCAUGUGUGAUGUCAUCAUGCCAACCUCUCCUCCACAGGAUGGCAUUGGAUACAAUCAACAACCUCUCAUCCAGCUAUGUUGCCUUUAAAAAAAAGUUUUUAGAAA
Messenger RNA from Lytechinus pictus (painted urchin), 3314 nucleotides. Its product is annotated as liprin-beta-1-like. Gene Ontology annotation, biological process: neuromuscular junction development. The transcript is spliced from 23 exons. Gene Ontology annotation, cellular component: presynaptic active zone. The record is from RefSeq and is a predicted model, not a curated record. Gene Ontology annotation, molecular function: protein binding. NCBI's taxonomy places the organism in Eukaryota, Metazoa, Echinodermata, Echinoidea, Temnopleuroida, Toxopneustidae. Bases 30 to 3218 code for a protein of 1062 amino acids.